AUGAGGAACAUAAAAUUGGAAUAUUAAGUCAAAAAAAUGAUUUUAAGUGAAAAAUUUGGUUAGUUGUUUAAGGCCUUUCAUAACUUCAAAAAAAACCAAAGUUAUGAUUAAAAUAGAAAUUUAUAAUUGGAUAACACUGAAUUUAAUAAAAAUAUGCUUGAAACAUUGUUUUAGGAAAUUAAUGAGACACUUUAAUUCCAUUUUUAUGGAUUAUUUAAGGAUGUGAUGAGAAUAUAAUUAUUCUUGAAUAUUAGAAAUUUAUUUGGAAGUUUUAGAAACUAGCUUACAAUAGAUUUUUUUAACAAAACAAUGAUAUAAAUAACCCUAUAUUUUGUUAUAUGUAAAUUUUUUUUAUAUAUUAGGGUUAAUAAAUUCCAUUUAGAAAAGAUAAAUACUUCAUUAUCACAUAAUUAGCAUCAUUAACUUAGAAUAUGAACAAUAAAUAGGAGAAUUGUUUAUAGUAGAAUUACAAUUGGAAGCCUAUCAAAUCUAAAGGUAAUUGAAGACUCAGAUAAUGAAUAAAAGAUUCUUAAUUAUUUAAAGGAUUCUCAUAAUAAUUUAAUUAAAUACAUUUGUUUGGCAAUAUUAAAAUUUUCAGGUAUAUAAUAAAAUUACUUCGCCAUAGAAAUCUUAAUUAUGA
Molecule: messenger RNA, 640 nt
Organism: Paramecium sonneborni
Lineage: Eukaryota; Ciliophora; Oligohymenophorea; Peniculida; Parameciidae
Source: the annotation of a GenBank genome assembly